Messenger RNA from Zasmidium cellare ATCC 36951, 648 nucleotides. RefSeq lists its product as uncharacterized. The record is from RefSeq and is a predicted model, not a curated record. The coding region runs from base 1 to 648 and encodes 215 amino acids. Lineage: Eukaryota; Fungi; Ascomycota; Dothideomycetes; Mycosphaerellales; Mycosphaerellaceae. The transcript has 2 exons.
AUGGCCUCUGUCCCAAUCCGAGCUGCAUGCGACACCAGCUCCUUGAACCUCUCAAAGAUCGUUCACAGGAUCAGGGAUCAAAACACCGGACACCCAAAACGAUCACCACCACCGGAAUCAAGAUACCAACCUCAUCACCCGCCAUCCUCCGAAGAGCAGCACCAGAAAAGAUCUAUCUUCGUCACCUCCAGCAGUAAACCCAACCCCUACAUCCCAGAACCCGCACCCGCCGUCGAAAUCUCCAACGUAAGAGGCCCUACACAGUCAUCAUCAUCAAACACUGGACACACUCCAAGUAUCAGCAUCGAAAUCGAAACCCCGAUCUACGUGGCUCGAAGCAAAUCGUCGUCGCAUGUCGUCAGUCAGUCAGCCCACGAUCUCAUCAUCACCAAAGCAAAAGAAAAGGGUGUGUUUCGCGUUUCAUAUACAGGAAGCCACUUGAUCCGUUCGUUCGAUCGAUCAUCCACGUCCGAAAACUCCGACGUCAUGAGACGAUACCUGUACCGAGAGCCUGGUAAGUUGAUGCUGUUCGGAAAAAGAAAACGCAUACGUGUAACAUCUUCGUAUACUUUCGUUCGACUUGCAGCGAUGACCCUCUUUUCUUCGAUGGACAUCAGAGCUUCGCCGGAGGAAGAGUCUUUGAUGUGA